AAACAUUAAAAAAAAAAAAAAAGUGAUGCAACGCAACGAAUAGAGUAGUGCUGAUGGGAAGAAUCAAGAAAGAGAGGAAAGAUGGAGAGCCCCGUGGUGCUAUUUGAAUCACCGUAUUUGGUUGGACAAAACUCUCUCUCUUUUCCUAAACCCAAAGCUCUUUUGUUUCUCUCUGUCUGUCUAGUGGCGGCUGAGACUGAGACUAUCAAUUGGCCCCGUUGUUCUCCCCCGUCUAAAACCCACAACUGAGCUUUGGGAUUGUUAUUUAGGGUUUAGACAUUCGAUCUAGUGAUGGCGGCCACAGUUGCUCCCUCUGCAGGUCAAACAGCAGGGCUCUUGCAGAAAUUGUCUUUAGACUCACAAGCAAAGCCCUUGGAUAUUCCUGAGCCUAUCAAAAAGCCUUCUGUUUAUCAGUAUGGUUCUGUUGAUUUGGGCAAUGCAGGAAAUACCCAAAUUCCAUCUUUUGAGAGAUCUGCAACACCUUUGCUACCUGAGUUUAUGGAUCUAGCUAUGUGCUAUCUUCCUAAUAGUUAUCCAUCUGCCUAUUACUAUGGAGGCAUUGAUGGCACUGGUAAUGAGUGGGAUGAAUAUUCAAGAUAUGUGAAUCCAGAUGGAGUUGACAUGACUUCAGGAGUUUAUAGGGACAAUGGGUCUCUGAUGUAUCAUCAUGGUUAUGGUUAUCCACCGUAUGGACCAUAUUCACCUGCAACUUCCCCAGUUCCAACUGUGGGAAAUGAUGGUCAGCUGUAUGGGCCUCAACACUACCAGUAUCCUCCCUUCUUCCACCCGCUGACUCUGACCAGUGGCCCAUUCACCCCAAACCCUGCUGCCCCAUGUCAAGGGGAGCUUUCGACCUCUGCUGCUGCUGAUCAAAAGCCCUUGCCUGUUGAAACAGUUAAUGCAAAUUCCAAUGGAGUAGCUAACGGGGGUAGCAUGAAGGGAAAUAAUGGUCCAGGUGCAAUAAAAUCAUCAUACCAGAGCUCAUUUAAUUCUAAUAGUUCUUAUGGAAGGGGAGCUCCUCUAGGAGGUAUUCCUACCUCUGGAUAUCAGGAUCCAAGAUAUGGUUUUGAUGGGUUUCUGUCUCCUAUCCCGUGGCUUGAUGGCUCUAUGUUUUCAGAUGGGCAACACAGACCUGUGGCUAGCACUGGAAUAAACUCUUCAUUUUCAAAAGCAAAUAGUAUUCCAUUAUCAAGGAAUCAAAACUUCCGUUCAAAUUCUCAUUGCAUGGGACUGCACCAGCCUGGGGCAAUAUCCGGCAUGGGUACAGCUCAGAGGUUUAUUAAUAGGAUGUACUCAAACAAACUAUAUGGCCAGCAUGGAAACACAUUCAGAUCUGGAAUGGGCUUUGGAUCUAAUGGUUAUGAUUUGCAAACAAAUGGAAGGGGUUGGUUGGCAGACAACAACUAUAAACCAAGGGGACGAAGCAAUGGUUACUUUGGUUCUGGCAAUGAUAACAUGGACGGUCUUAAUGAACUGAACAGGGGACCCAGGGCUAAGGGUUCCAAGAACCAAAAGAGUGCAACGCCUUUCACAACAGCUGUCAAGGGGCAAAAUAUUCCCUCCAGUGGAACUAAUGAUGAGAGGGGAAAGGCGUAUGUUGCUCCAGACUGUGAACAGUAUAACCGAGAAGAAUUCCCUGUGGAUUAUGCCGAUGCCAAGUUCUUUGUUAUUAAAUCAUACAGUGAGGAUGAUGUUCAUAAAAGCAUUAAGUACAAUGUUUGGGCUAGCACACCAAAUGGUAACAAAAAGCUUGAUGCAGCUUACCAGGAGUCUCAGCAGAAAUCUGGUUGCUGCCCUAUUUAUCUUUUCUUCUCGGUUAAUGCAAGUGGGCAAUUUGUUGGCCUUGCUGAGAUGCUAGGGCCUGUUGAUUUUCAGAAGAAUGUGGAGUUCUGGCAACAAGACAAGUGGACUGGCUGUUUCCCAGUAAAUUGGCAUAUUAUUAAGGAUGUACCUAACAAUUCUUUGAAGCACAUUACCCUAGAGAACAAUGAGAAUAAACCUGUCACAAAGAGCAGGGAUACACAAGAGAUAAAGCUUGAGCAAGGGCUUAAGUUGAUCAAAAUCUUCAAAGAGCAUUCCAGCAAAACUUGCAUUUUAGAUGAUUUUGAAUUUUAUGAGGUUCGCCAGAAGGCAAUUCAGGAGAAAAAGGCUAAACAGCAGCAACAGCAGUUGCAAAAGCAGGUAUGUGAAGGAAAGCCUUUAGAUGAGAAGAAAGAUGUAGCAAAUGGUUCACAGAAGUAUAUGGAAGUUGCAUCAGAUUUGAUCGAGGAACCUAGUUUAGCUGCUCAGUCCAAUGGGGAUCUAAAGCUUUCGGAGAAUGGUUCAGCGGCAAAAUCUGGAGAUGCCUCAAAGGGUGCUAAGCCAGUUCUUGUGUCAGAGAAGAGGGUUUUAUCAAAUGGGAUUGCAAACGGUUGCUAGCUUCUGCCAAUCCCGUUGCUGUGGUUUGUGGUCUUGUAGAAUAAGAUGAGUAUAAACUGAAUUUCCUGCUUUAGAAUAGAUUACAGAACUGUGGACCGUCGGGGAAGUGGAUCUCUGUCUUGGGUGGUAUGAAGUGAAUAAUUUAUGGCGGGGCAGUGUAGGUUUCUCUGAAUCCAAAAGGCAGAUUAUGAUGGGUCUCUUUCUACUACUCUCUAUAGUGGGUAGGCUCCUUUCUGGUUUUUCUUUAGGAGGUUGGGUUUAGGGUUUUUCUUUCAGUGUCGUUUCCUUAUUUUGUUCAACUAAUUUUUUUUUUGACCCUUUAUAUCUGUUAUUAUUAUGCCUUUACAUGCUUGUCGAUUUCCCUCCACAAAAAUCUAGAGCAAACAUGGUGCACGCUUUAAGCUAGCUUUUCAUUUUUCAUUUUUUUUUGUUGUCAUUUUAUGUAACAGUAAUAUCGUCAGGAUAAUAUACAUGAUAUUAUGCGUGAAAAGUUAGAAAUUA
Messenger RNA from Durio zibethinus, 2919 nucleotides. Its product is annotated as YTH domain-containing protein ECT4. Gene Ontology annotation, molecular function: mRNA binding. Gene Ontology annotation, cellular component: cytoplasm. The record is from RefSeq and is a predicted model, not a curated record. Gene Ontology annotation, biological process: mRNA destabilization. Lineage: Eukaryota; Viridiplantae; Streptophyta; Magnoliopsida; Malvales; Malvaceae.